UUCUUGCUUGGCUUAUCCCUAUAAAGCUAAAACCCUGCAAAAAUCCUUUUGCCGCAUUUCAGCUCUGCAGCAGACCCUUCUCUCGUCCAUGCCCAGCCUCACCAUUUCCUCAUCCUAAAGAAUCAAAAUGUCAGCUUCCAAAUUCUUAUUUUCUCGCAGUUUACUCUACUGUUCUAACGCCCACACAGUUCUCUUUCCAAUCCCUUCAUUUCUUCCCUCCAAACCCCUCCGAUUCCAUCGAUUCUGUUCCUCCGCUGCUCUCCACUCUGGUACCACAGAAACCCUUCAACAACUCCACCCCUGGCCUGAGUGGGUCUCCUUCGUCGACCGUUUGAAGUCCAAGGGUUACUUCACCACUAAUGUCACAAAUGAUGAUGCUACUGAGAGUAUUUACAGUGACAUGAAUCAAUUGAAAGACCCUUGUCUUAGCUUUGCCCGUGAUAGAUAUGAUCUAUUAAAGUCAUUGUCUGUGGAUGAUAUUCAAAAGGUCGUGGAGAGUGGAUGCCCCAAUCUUUUUCGAAAAGCAGUGAAUUCUGCGAAAAGGUUGAGGGCCUACUUGAGAAUGGAUGAAGGAGAGGUUUGUGGUGCCUGCAAUCUGCGUGGAUCUUGUGACAGAGCUUAUGUGAUACUGAAGGAUAAUGAAGCAAAUGCUCGUACUGUGGAUAUAGUGCGAAUUCUAUUGUCCUAUGCACUAGAUCCGCUUGUUAUUUCUGGAGAGGAAAAGCCUCCUGGUAGAGAAGUUGUUGAAGCAGCUGUAAGAAAGCUGCUUUCUGAGUUGAUUGAAUUAAGUCAGAAAACCCCUGAUCCACCAGUGCUAAAGCCUGCUACUGAAGCUGUCCAUCAGAAGAAACGAGAGAGGAUAUUUAAUGAUGACAAGAAGCCUCCUUUAUCUGAUUCAUUCUCUGAUGAAAAACUGUCUCAGGAUGUUGAAAUGAAGAGAGGCGAUUGGAUUUGUCCCAAAUGCAACUUUAUGAACUUCUCUAAGAAUAUACGAUGCCUAAAAUGUAGUGAAGAAGGUCCGAAAAAAGUUGGUGCUUUUGAUACUGAAAUGAAGAAAGGAGAUUGGAUAUGUCCCAAAUGUGAUUUCAUGAAUUUCUCUAGAAAUAUAAGAUGCCUAAAGUGCAAAACAGAGGGACCAAAGGUGGUUGGUGUAAAUGAAGUACAAAUGAAGCCAGGAGAUUGGAAUUGCCCAGAAUGCGGAUUUAUGAAUUUUGCAAACAAUAAGCUGUGCCUGCGCUGUCGAGAACAACGUCCCAAGAGACAGCUGAUUCCUGGAGAUUGGGAAUGCCCAUCGUGUGAUUUCUUGAAUUACAGUAGGAACACCUCCUGCCGAAAGUGCAAUCAUGAACGUCCAGAAAGAGCAACAACAGAGUAUGAAGAACAGAGGUGGAGGAGCCCAUACUAGUUUGGAAGCUGGGCAGUAUUUUGUCACUCUUGGAGAUGAUCAAGGAUGUUACAAUAUGAUGUAUAGCCCGUUUGGAAUUGUAGUUUAAACAUGCUUUCAGGGAAAAUAUAAUUAUAGAUGUUGGAAAAAAAAUAUUUAGUUUGAAAAAGUUGUUAAAGCUAUUUUUGAGCUCUUAUUAUUGGAACAUGUCAAUUUUAAAUUAAAAUAAUUUUUAA
This is a messenger RNA of Hevea brasiliensis (rubber tree), 1620 nucleotides long. RefSeq names its product zinc finger protein VAR3, chloroplastic. NCBI's taxonomy places the organism in Eukaryota, Viridiplantae, Streptophyta, Magnoliopsida, Malpighiales, Euphorbiaceae. Gene Ontology annotation, cellular component: cytoplasm. The record is from RefSeq and is a predicted model, not a curated record. Gene Ontology annotation, molecular function: mRNA binding. The transcript is spliced from 7 exons. Bases 128 to 1405 code for a protein of 425 amino acids.